Messenger RNA from Myxocyprinus asiaticus (Chinese sucker), 1631 nucleotides. It is a transcript of the gene opn6b, whose product is annotated as opsin 6, group member b. The coding region runs from base 213 to 1418 and encodes 401 amino acids. The record is from RefSeq and is a predicted model, not a curated record. Gene Ontology annotation, cellular component: membrane. Gene Ontology annotation, biological process: G protein-coupled receptor signaling pathway. Lineage: Eukaryota; Metazoa; Chordata; Actinopteri; Cypriniformes; Catostomidae. Gene Ontology annotation, molecular function: G protein-coupled receptor activity. The transcript is spliced from 7 exons.
GUUCAAGAGCGGAGAUGUGUUCUCAGGCAUAGAUUGAGGGCAGUGGGUCUGGUCUGGAUAGCUUGGGAAUAUCUGCUGGAUGUGCUUAACUUCUUGUUGGAACAUAAGAGUUGAGCCAAUGAUGAGAGCUAGACUGUGAACCCUAUCAAAACUCUUACUGAGAUGAGUCUAAACUAAAAGUUUCACCAUCAUCAGAGACAACAUUAUUGAAGAUGGACACCCACAAUGUUCUUUCCAACAAUGUAACAGUCUACCAAGUGUCGGAUAGAGGAGAGACAGCUAUUGGUGUCUAUUUGAUAACACUAGGAUGGCUCUCUUGGAUUGGAAAUGGGGUUGUGAUAUUACUUUUAACCAAGCAAAGAAAGUCACUCGAACCGCAAGAUUUCUUGACACUCAACCUUGCAGUUUCUGAUGCCAGCAUUGCAAUUUUUGGGUAUUCUCGUGGAAUCCUUGAAGUUUUCGAUGUGUUCAGAGAUGAGGGCUAUCUUAUAAAGACGUUUUGGACAUGCAAGGUGGAUGGAUUCCUAAUCCUGCUCUUCGGACUCAUCAGCAUCAACACACUGACAGCCAUCAGUGUCAUCCGCUACAUCAAAGGUUGCCAGUCUCAGCAUGCUCAUCACAUCAGCAAGCGUAACAUCGGCUUGGUCAUAGCUGUAGCCUGGCUGUGCUCUCUGUUUUGGGCUGGUGCUCCUCUGCUGGGCUGGGGCAGUUACAGAGCUCGCAAAUAUGGGACAUGUGAAAUCGACUGGGGACAAGCUCUAUACUCUGUUCCCUUCAAGCUCUAUGUCAUUAGCAUUUUUUUCUUCAACUUCUUCGUGCCAGUGUUCAUUAUAGUUUUUACCUAUGUGUCCAUCAUCCGCAAAGUCAACUCCAGCCACAAGUCCAGCCAGGGAGGAGAUGUCAGCAGGAGGCAACGGAAGAUUGAACGCAGCAUUACACAGGUCUCACUCAUUCUGUGUGCUGCCUUCCUGUUGGCUUGGUCCCCAUAUGCAGUCAUUUCCAUGUGGUCAGCCUGGGGUUACCAAAUCCCCCCACUUAACGGCAUCCUGGCAAGUCUCUUUGCCAAGUCAGCAAGUUUCUACAAUCCGUUUAUCUAUAUUGGCAUGAGCUCCAAGUUCCGACAGGACCUGCAGGCUCUGUUCUACUGCCUCAGACCCACAUCAGUGCAAAGACCCACCCCUCCUGUGCCAUUGGCCCAGCCUGGUGAUGUGCAGCUCAACAUGGAUGGUUUUAAGGAGAUUGAGCCGGUGAAUCUGGACUCUGGGUUGGACAUGGGCCACAAUGCAAGUGAAAGUGUCCCGGAAGAGAAGGUGGAGAGCCCUCCAGAAUCAGAAAGCCAGAGUAGCCCCUUAAUGGAGUCUAGCAGCGUCAGUCCACAAGAAUUUUUGAGGAAACUCAGCAACUCUGGAAGACUUUGAGCUUUUGUUGUCUUUUAAGUUAGUUUUGUUCUCUGAAUAUUGACAUACAUUAACAUCAGUGUUAAAAGAUAAAUGUACAUUUACUGUCUGUUGCUACUGUUUCAAUACUGUGCACAGUUGAGUAACAAAUGGCAACAGGCUAGGACACUGCAGGCUGCUAAUGUGAUUCAUAUUCAUACUUAAUGUUUAAUUGCAAGAGAUCAAUCAAAUAAA